Fusarium venenatum is the source of this 645-nucleotide messenger RNA. RefSeq lists its product as uncharacterized. NCBI's taxonomy places the organism in Eukaryota, Fungi, Ascomycota, Sordariomycetes, Hypocreales, Nectriaceae. The record is from RefSeq and is a predicted model, not a curated record.
AUGUCGGAAGAGCAUGCUGCCAACUUUAACGAGAUCCUAGCUACCUGCCAGACUGUACUCCACAAACUGGAAAGCAUGAUGAACAAGUGGAGCGGCAUAUCGGAUACAAGCAAAAGCAAGACAGCACAGAGAUUGUGGAAAAGACUGAGGUGGGAACCAGAUGAGGUUAGCGAUCUACGGAUGCAAAUUACAUCCAAGGUUGCACUUUUAAACGCCUUCACUGAUCAAGCAACAAGCCAAAACGUGGCAAAGCUCGUUCAUCGAAAUGACAAUGAUGAAGAGCAAGCCAUGCUGGAUUGGUUAAGCUCUAUCGACUACAUCCCCCAGCAAAACCAUCUGGUCAGCAGACUCCAAGCCAACUCGAGAAGGUGGCUUUUCGAUUCAGCUGAGUACCAGAAUUGGGAAAAGCAGAGAGGCCAGGUUUUGUUUUGUCCAGGUGACCCUGGUACUGGCAAAACCUUUGCCACGGUCAUUGUGCUUGAAACGUUGCAGGAACAGGCACAGGAUAACCCUCAUGUGCUGAACACGUUCACGUACUGUACAUAUCAAGCGCCCGACCAGGACGUCCAGGGUCUGAUAUCCAGCUUAUUUCGCAAUUCUCUACAGCAAGCUGCAAAUAUUCCCGAGGCUAUCCUUUCUAAAUGA